UCGACGGCGUGUGACAAACGUGAGUGAAAAUUUUGAAGUGAAUCGACAAGGUGUUUGUUUUGUGGUCGUUUUACAAUUUUAACGAAAUUAGCAAUUUCAGUUAUAUUUUCCAUAUAAACUCGCGAACGCAAGAAAAAAAAUUGAAAUGUCUGACAAACCAAAGCGUCCUCUUUCCGCAUAUAUUUUGUGGCUCAACAAUGCACGCGAGCAGAUUAAGCGCGAAAAUCCAGGCAUUAAAGUAACCGAAGUGGCGAAAAAAGGUGGAGAGUUAUGGCGUUCAAUGAAGGACAAGUCGGAAUGGGAAGCAAGGGCAGCUAAAGCCAAGGAAGAUUAUGAUAAAGCGGUGAGAGAAUUUGAGGCCAAUGGAGGCAGCUGCCGAAUUUAUAUUCAUAUAAUCAGCUGGAUUGAAAACACGUUUGCACAAAGUUUCAAGUCACUCACAUCAAAGAGAAAAAUGGGGGAAAAUUGUAACGCACGAAUUGCAUCCCGGUAGGAAAGCUCGCGCGGUUACCGACCACAACAAACUGGUGUAUCCACUACAUGGCUUAUUUCCAUAUGAACACGCAAAUCCGCGAGCAGACGCAGGCCUUAAAUCGUAGUUUUCGCAUAGUGAUUUAUGCGUUAUCGUUUUUCAAACAUUCUCCUUUAUGUACAAAAUAAUGUGGUUUACUUUCGCAGUUUUCUCAUUAAGGUUGUGCAAUUUAUUAUGUUUUGUAAUUUUAGAAAACUGGGAUAAAAAAUUUACAAAUUGUUGUAGUUGAAUGCCAAGAUAUAAUUACAAAAAUGGUUGAUAUGGGCUAAUUUAAUAAUUUCACUUUUCCCUAAUAUGGUUUUUGUACCAGUGAAAUAAAAUUUAUGUAAAUAGCAUUGUAAUGUAAUAUUUGUAUAUUAUAUUUUACACAAUAUUAAUGCUAAUGGAACAUCUGGGACCUAUGUUGUGGGUGCAUAAGUAUAAAGCGAAAUUCAAUAAAC
Anastrepha ludens (Mexican fruit fly) is the source of this 972-nucleotide messenger RNA. Its product is annotated as high mobility group protein D-like. The record is from RefSeq and is a predicted model, not a curated record. The transcript is spliced from 3 exons. The coding region runs from base 146 to 493 and encodes 115 amino acids. NCBI's taxonomy places the organism in Eukaryota, Metazoa, Arthropoda, Insecta, Diptera, Tephritidae. Gene Ontology annotation, molecular function: transcription cis-regulatory region binding.